Molecule: messenger RNA, 1676 nt
Organism: Anopheles maculipalpis
Lineage: Eukaryota; Metazoa; Arthropoda; Insecta; Diptera; Culicidae
Gene: CCT8
Product: T-complex protein 1 subunit theta
Exons: 2
Coding region: 30-1670 (546 amino acids)
Biological process (GO): protein folding
Cellular component (GO): chaperonin-containing T-complex
Molecular function (GO): ATP binding; ATP hydrolysis activity; ATP-dependent protein folding chaperone
Source: RefSeq, a predicted model, not a curated record
CGUAAAACGAGAAAAAUCUGUGCACAAAAAUGGCUCUACACGUACCGAAAGCACCCGGAUUUGCAUCGAUGCUCAAGGAUGGAGCUACGGCAUAUUCUGGUCUCGAAGAAGCGGUCUACCGUAACAUUCAUGCUUGCAAAGAGUUUGCCAACUCGGUCAUGUCGGCGUACGGUCCGAACGGCAUGAACAAGAUGAUCAUCAACCACAUCGAGAAGCAGUUCGUUACAUCCGAUGCCGGCACGAUUAUGCGCGAGCUGGAUGUGGAACAUCCGGCCGCAAAGUUGAUGAUCGAGGCGAGCCAGAUGCAGGAAGCGGAAGCCGGGGACGGUACCAACUUUGUGGUCGUUUUCUGUGGUGCUUUGCUGCAGGAGGCGGAAGAACUGUUGCGGCUUGGUGUAACGAGCAGUGACAUUACGGAGGGAUACGAGAAAGCUCUACAGAAGACGCUGGACAUACUGCCCACGCUUUCGUGUCACGAGAUCAAGGACUAUCGUAGCUUGCUUCCGGUGCGAAAUGCAAUCCGUGCGACGGUUAUGUCGAAGCAGCUCGGCAACGAAGAUUUCCUAGCGGAUCUGAUCGCAAAGGCAUGCAUUUCUAUUAUGCCCGAACAGACAACGUUCAACGUGGACAAUAUCCGUGUGUGCAAGAUUCUUGGCAGCGGGCUGCAGAUGUCGGAAGUUAUUCCCGGCAUGGUGUUCAAGCGUUUCGUAGAGGGAGAGGUAACGUCCGUGUCGAAGGCUAAGAUUGCGCUCUACUCCUGCCCGGUGGACAUUAUCCAGACGGAAACAAAGGGUACGGUGCUGAUCAAAUCGGCCGAGGAACUGAAAACGUUCAGCCAGGGCGAGGAAAACUUGCUCGAGGCACAGAUUAAGGCGAUCGUCGAUACGGGCGCAACAGCGAUCGUGGCUGGUGCCAAGUUCGGUGACAUGGCCCUGCACUACAUGAACAAGUACGGUCUGAUGGCGGUGCGACUAAACUCCAAGUUUGAUCUGCGUCGUCUCAGCAAAGCGGUCAAUGGUACGGUUUUGCCUCGCCUAACGCCCCCGAGUACGGAAGAACUUGGCUACUGCGAUAACGUGUACGUGCACGAGCUGGGCGACACUUCGGUUACGAUCUUCAAAUCGGACGGCACGGAAAGUCGCAUCGCAACGGUCGUUAUUCGUGGCUCAACCGACAACUACAUGGACGAUAUCGAGCGCGUCAUCGAUGAUGGUGUGAACACGUUCAAGGGAUUAACCCGGGACCCUCGCUUCCUGCCCGGUGCCGGUGCGGUAGAAAUCGAACUGGCACAACAGUUGGCCGAGUAUGCCGAUACACUGCCGGGGUUGGAGCAGUACGCCGUACGCAAGUUUGCCAAAGCGCUCGAAUGCUUCCCGAAAGCGUUGGCCGAAAAUAGUGGCGUUAAUGCGACGGAAGUUGUGCAUCAGCUGUAUCUGGCGCACAAGCAGGGCAAGAAGACAGAGGGUUUCGAUAUCGAGUCGGAACAGCCGGCAACGGUGGACGUUACGACGAAAAACAUUUUCGACCUGUACACCACGAAGUAUUGGGGAUUGAAGUAUGCGGUCGGUGCUGCCUGUACGAUCCUGAAGGUGGACGAAAUUAUUAUGGCUAAGCGGGCUGGCGGUCCGAAACCGCGUGCUGGUGGUCUGGGAAGUGAUGAUGAAUCGUAAACGUUG